AUGGAGUUUGUUGGUGUUGCAGUGGUCAAUGGAUUUGAGGUGAUUUACUGCAGCAAGAACAGCAUGACAGCUGAAACCAGACAGGACUGGGUGAAGGAACUAAUACCAACAUACUGGUUCACAAAUGAAUGUCGUGAGAGUGAAAGCUUGUUAAGUCUCAACAUUGAAGCGCUAAUGAAAAGCUUUAACCACAAAAAAGGUGUUCACACAUUUCAGAGGAUGUCUGGCUGUGAAUGGGAUGAUGAGACGGGCGAGGUGAAUGGUUUUAAUCAGUUUGGUUAUGAUGGAGAAGACUUCAUUGCAUUUGAUUUAAAGACACGUACAUGGAUUCCUACAAAGCCACAGGCUGUGAUCUUCAAACUGCAGUGGGACAACAACAGAGAGGCAUUAAAUAGAGAAAGGAAUAAUGUCAUCAUAAUCUGUCCUGAAAUGCUGAAGAAAUUUUUGAACCACGGGAGGACAUUCCUGGUAAAACCAGCUUUUCCCUCAGUUUCUCUCCUCCAGAAGACUCCUUCCUCUCCAGUCACCUGCCAUGCUACAGGUUUCAAUCCUGACAAAGUGAACAUGGUCUGGAGGAAAGAUGGAGUUGAGAUUCAUGAGGACGUGAACAGAGGAGAGAUCCUCCCCAACAAUGAUUGGACCUUCCAGAUGAGUGUUGACCUGGAAAUGUCAUCAGUCAGACCUGAAGACUGGGAAAGAUAUGCCUGUGUGUUUCAGUUCUCCGGUGUGAACCAGGAUAUCGUCACCAAACUGGACAAAGCAGUGAUCUGGACCAAUAAGGGCCCAUCCAACAUCCUUCCCUGCCAACUGAUCCAGAUCAACACCAGGUAG
Molecule: messenger RNA, 831 nt
Organism: Oreochromis niloticus (Nile tilapia)
Lineage: Eukaryota; Metazoa; Chordata; Actinopteri; Cichliformes; Cichlidae
Product: major histocompatibility complex class I-related gene protein-like
Exons: 4
Coding region: 1-831 (276 amino acids)
Biological process (GO): immune response
Cellular component (GO): external side of plasma membrane
Source: RefSeq, a predicted model, not a curated record